Molecule: messenger RNA, 4328 nt
Organism: Coregonus clupeaformis (lake whitefish)
Lineage: Eukaryota; Metazoa; Chordata; Actinopteri; Salmoniformes; Salmonidae
Product: serine/threonine-protein kinase PRP4 homolog
Exons: 15
Coding region: 141-3095 (984 amino acids)
Biological process (GO): peptidyl-threonine phosphorylation; mRNA cis splicing, via spliceosome; peptidyl-serine phosphorylation
Molecular function (GO): protein serine/threonine kinase activity; ATP binding
Source: RefSeq, a predicted model, not a curated record
AUCAAAAUAUAGGCCCAACGACGAUUCAUUAUUUCAAAAUCUCUUAUAUUGGGGAUACAGACAAAACGCAAAAUGGUCAUAACUUUACCGACAGUGCCUUGGCUUGUAUUCCUAUCCAUUGCGCAUGUCCAAGGUAAACAAUGAAAAUGGCUGCCAUGGGUUUCAUAACUGGUGACAGCGAGAGAAAACAACUGGGAGAAGAAGCAGAGAGCUCAGAGAGGAGUGGCAAUGAAGAGGAAAACGAGGACCUGUCAGGUGAAGAGGAGGAAGAAGGAAGUGCCGGGAAGGUCGAAGCCGGUUCCUUGAAGCUCAGCGUCGCCGUGAGCUCGGCCAAGGCCAAGAAGAAGAAACACAAGCACCGCAGCAAAUACAAGCGACACAAGCACUCCUCCCCCGAGGACAAGGAGCGGCGCCACAAGCACCGGCACAAGCACCGGCACAAGCGUAAAGACAACCCUUCGACCGAUGUCUUCCCAAACUGUGGCGAUGACAACACUUCCCUGUACUCCUCCUCCUCUGCCAAGCAGCCAAGACUGGAAGAUGACGAGAUGGCGUUUCUGGAGAAACAGAGGGCCCUGAUCCAAGCUGAGCUAGACGGUGAACUGACUGAGGGGGGCAGGGGGGUACAGUCGGGCAUGGGGCUCAUACUCCAGCGCUACCACUCUGGGGAGGAGGAGGAUGGGGAGAUUCAGGUGGAGAGGGAGUGCAACGGGCUGCACUGGCAUAUAGGGGCAACAGGUCCUGGGGCCGGCUCAGGCUCACAGACCGCUAAGGACACCGGUAGAGUACGGCGAGAGUCGACAGACGCCGGAAAAGCUAAGCAGAGCAAUCCCAAUAAAAAUGCCAGGAAGAGCAGGAAAGACGGGAAGACCAAGGAUCGGAUGAGAGGACGGAGCACGUCCAGGGAUAGAGACAGCAGAAGACAUUCCAGGAGUGCAGAGUGCUUCAGGUCUGCUCCUGGCACUAGCAAGCAGCCUUCCCCACCGGCUCAGAGCAGAGGAGCCCAAAACCAGGAGGCCAGCGGCAGCACCCGCAAGUCACCCGAGCACUCCCAGGACUACAAGGCCAGGUGGCCAGAUACGGAAGGGGACAAGGACAAGAAGGUGACCAAGUCCCCCGCCAAGGAUGCUUCCUCUGGGAAGGAGAACCACUCUCCUGGCCUGCGAGGGAGGCCGUCAGGCCCCGCCCUCCAGCUGCAGCGCAGCACGUCCCCAUCACAGCGUCAGGACUCCCUGGGCUCAUCCUCAGGCCCCCAAGCAGCCGAGCGAAGGGCCAGGUCACCGCCACCACCCAGAGGGGGCCACCCACGCUCCCCGGAGAGUCGAAGGAGAGCGAUGGACCGACUGAGACUCUCACCUGGCAGGGUGUGGAGCCAGGAUGAGGCAAGGGUCCGCAGGGACGCCAGCCCGGCCCUAGGCGCCCGGCGACGGUUCAGCCGCUCACCUUUCAGGCGGAGAUCUCGCUCUCCCAGGAGACGCAGCAGGUCCCCAUUCAGGAGGAGGUCGUUGGAUCGGGACAGGAUGGGACGGAGGCCGCGGUGGCGUUACAGAUCCCAGGAGAGGAGAUGGAGCCGGGACAGAGAGGACAAGUUCAAGGGCAGCCUCUCGGAGGGAAUGAGGGCCGACAAGGAGGACUCUGAAGAUGAAGUGGUGGAAGAUUACGAUGUGGAUGAGGAGGACGAGGAGGCUCUCAUUGAACAGAGGAGGCUACAGCGCCUGGCCAUCGUCCAGAAGUACAAGGGAGGGAGGGUGGAUAGUAACAUGUCGGAGCCCGGCAGCCCCCAGAGCAGCCCGCGCAGCCGCUCGCCCUCGCCAGACGACAUCUUGGAGCGUGUGGCGGCCGACGUCAAAGAGUACCAGCGGGAAAACGUGGACACCUUUGAAGAAAACAUCAAGGCCAAGCACAACCUCAUAGAACAGGAGAAAGACGAAGGAACCAACCCCCAAAAAACAUCCGCCCCUGAUAUGUUCACCGAAUCGGAUGACAUGUUCGCCGCCUACGAUAGUGCAAGGCUUCGAGCAGCAGGCAUCGGGAAGGACUUUAAGGAGAACCCCAACCUCCGAGACAACUGGACAGACGCAGAGGGAUACUACCGACUCAAUAUCGGGGAGAUACUGGACAAGCGGUACAGCGUGUAUGGCUACACGGGCCAGGGGGUGUUCAGCAACGUCAUCCGCGCCCGAGACGUGGCCCGUGCCAGCCAAGAGGUGGCCAUCAAGAUCAUUCGGAACAACGAGCUCAUGCAGAAGACUGGGCUGAAGGAGCUGGAGUUCCUUAAAAAGCUCAACAAUGCUGACCCAGACGACAAGUUCCACUGUCUGCGCCUCUUCCGACACUUCUACCACAAGCAGCACCUCUGCCUGGUCUUCGAGCCUCUCAGUAUGAACCUGCGCGAGGUACUGAAGAAGUAUGGCAAAGACGUGGGCCUCCACAUCAAGGCGGUGCGCUCCUACAGCCAGCAGCUCUUCCUGGCCCUGAAGCUGCUGAAACGCUGCAACAUCCUGCAUGCCGAUAUCAAGCCUGACAACAUCUUGGUCAACGAGUCGAAAACCAUCCUCAAGCUCUGUGACUUUGGUUCAGCGUCACACGUGGCGGAGAAUGGCAUCACGCCCUACUUGGUCAGCCGGUUCUACAGGGCGCCAGAGAUUAUCAUCGGGAAGCCUUACGACUACGGGAUCGACAUGUGGUCCGUUGGCUGCACUCUGUAUGAGCUGUACACGGGCAAGAUACUUUUCCCAGGGAAAACCAACAACCACAUGAUUAAGCUGGCCAUGGACAUCAAGGGCAAGAUGCCCAACAAGAUGAUCAGGAAAGGCGUGUUCAAGGACCAGCACUUUGACCAGAACCUCAACUUCCUGUACACAGAAGUAGACAAAGUUACCGAAAGGGAGAAGGUGACAGUGAUGAGCACCAUCAACCCCACCAAGGAGCUGCUGGCUGACAUGGUGGGCUGCCAGCGUCUCCCUGAGGACCAGCGCAAGAAGGUUGCCCAGCUCAAGGACCUGCUAGACCUGACCCUUAUGCUGGACCCGGCCAAGAGGAUCAGCAUCAACCAGGCCCUGCAGCACCCCUACAUCCAGGAGAAGAUCUUCUGACCAUCUCUUACUGUACCACUCACAGUCAUGCAUUGAUUGAUUGACACAUGCAGAAGAUAGUUUGACUAUGGUUGGACCCCACCCCAGCCCAAGAAAUGUAUUUAUUUGAGCUGGCAGACUGCUGAAUGAGAGGAAGUAGUAUUUUCUUUCUUCCCCUGUUUGAACAACACACACACAUGCUCUGACGUUUUACAUUGAUCUAAAGUCUUGUAUUAUUUAACCAUAGUAGGGGUGUGAACGUUUAAAUGUUUAAACAAAAUUGAAUCCUUAACGUAAGAAAAAGAAACUAACCGGUUUUUUUCUCUCCACAAAAUUGAAAUCACGGUGCAGUUAUCACAAAACUACCACUAACAGGUCCCGAUCAUCAUAAAGAGAUUUUCUCUUUUACAAAUAGGCCUAUGUAAUGCAACAAUGCUGUAACGUUAGUAAGAGGGGAUAUGCAUCCGCACGUCAUCGUCGUUAACAGUUUGAAAAAAAGCGCUGUUACAGAAAUGAUUGCAGUUGAUACGCAACCGUUUUCAAUGGCCUACUUGAGUUGCGAGGUAAUUUGAUAAAUGAAGAACUGCAAACGCCAUUUGAGCCUCAACUCACGCUACUGAAAUAGGUGCGUCUUUCUCAUAAAUAUCACUGUUCACCGUUUACUCCCAUUUCAACAGGGUGUUAUUCCCUUUAUAAUGGGAGUUGAGACAUACAGUUAACAGCAUUAGAAAGCAAAAAAACGUCCCUUUUUAACCAGUAGACACCCGUAUUUAGCGGGUGUUUUCUUUUGCCCUGUGUUUGAUUUGUGAGCUUAAACUUAGUGGGCAGGCUUUUGUUAAUCAUGAAACAAAGCCCCUAGACUAAUGAGUACACAAUUUGCCUUCAUCAAAACAAUGUUUUUGUUUCAUAUUUCAUUCUGGAACCUGCCUAGAUUUAGGGGGGGGGGGGGGUUGUAACCUAUUCUAAAUGGCACACUAUAGCAGUUCACAAAAAAGCCUCAAAUAGACAAGACUCGUUUAUUAUUCCAAAACUGCAGCGCGUGGUUGGAACACAUUUCCCUACGCUAAUCAACCAGUCCAUUUUGAAUUUGUGAUAAAGCUGUCAUGAUUUGGCAAGGAAUGUAGCUUGUCUACAGUUUUGUUUGUGUAUCCCAUCAGUUUGAUAUGUUUUUAUAGGCAUUAAGGCCCAGUGCAGUCAAAAACGGGAUUUUCAUGUGCUUUAUAUACAUUUCCACACUAUGAGGUUGGAGUAAUA